Molecule: messenger RNA, 2509 nt
Organism: Chara braunii
Lineage: Eukaryota; Viridiplantae; Streptophyta; Charophyceae; Charales; Characeae
Source: the annotation of a GenBank genome assembly
UCUAAGGCCUGGAAAGUCGCUGCAUCCAAGGCUGGAAAGGGAAGUAGGGGCCGUAGUACACCUCGACUUGUUAUUCAUGCCCCUCGGAGAUCAUGACUACAACUAUAUCUUCGAUGCACGCGACAACCUAUCUGGGUUCAUAGAUGGGCGAGUCAUCCGUGCGAAGACAGGACCAGUCCUGGUUAGUUGCAUCGAGGAGUAUUACCUGCGAUAUCCUUUCAUCAGAGAGUUCGUGAUGGACAGGGGAUCGGAAUUCACUUGCCAGGAGGUGCAAAAAUUGUUGUCACGGUCUGACUUUGCGAAGACAGCCAUGCCAAGAGGAGGGAGGGGGACACGGCCGCCGCGGAGGCCGUUGGGAGCUUCAGGAGGAUACGAGCGGCAUAGGCCUUACCCCCGAACGAGCACGCUAGUGUAUGACGACAGGGAUAUUGAGUUAUUCCUGGACGAGUUCUGGGGGUACGCUGAUCAUAUGGGAUGGACCGUGACCCAGACGAUUGAGAGGUUGAGGGGCGUUGGCAGGUUCGCAGAGCCCAUCGCUCAGAUCCAUAGGGAGGCGAGGACGAGGUCAGAGGUGGAGGCAAGGAUGCAGAAACUACGACCAUCACCUGUUGGACCGAAUGGCAGGCCUAUUCGCUUGGAAAUUGGGAAUGCAGAGGAGUUCAUCCCUGCGUUCGAACAGUUCAUGCACAACCAAGGCAUAUUGAGGGACGAGUGGGCGACGACACUACCCCUAUGGACUCGGAAAGCGGAAAGGCCUUUAGCCAGACAGAUCAGGGAUAUGGCCCGAGAUUGGGAGGGCUGCAGGGCACAUUUGAGGGCGGCAUUCCGACAACCAGAGCCGCCUCAACCCAAAGUCGAGAGACGCCUGAGGAGCGGGAGGCAGAGGGACCCUGAGCCCGCCGAGACCAGACCGUCACGAAGGGGACGGAAGGCACUUGCACGUAGAGAAGGGGAAACGGUACCUGAGACUAAGAGGAAUGGGGCGUACCCCGAGUGCGGAUUGGGGCCAGUGGGGUUUCAUCAUUUUAUUGAAGGUGGGCUGAGAGGAUCUCCGCUGCCUACACAGGAGGAGGUGCCAACAUCUGGAGGGCCUUUGCAGGAGCUGGAAGCACAUUUGGACGUCUCCCAGUGGAGAGUACCGCCAAUGAGUGAGAAGCACGUUGAACCAAUUGAGGAAGUGCCACGAGAAGAAGUUCCGAGCCCUGGACAUGAGAAGGGACCAAGUGCUGGAGGAGGCGGUGCUGAGGAUGAGGUCAUAGAGGUUGAGGAGGAUACCCCUCCUCAGACGCCAGUUGUGGGCCUGAGGCUUGGGAGCCCGUCGGGGGACGCACCCAGCAGAGGAGAGGGAUCACAAAAGGAGGAGGUCACAACAGCACUGCCAGAGACAGUCCCGUCGCCAGAGGAAACGAAAGAAGGUGAAGUUGAGAGAGUCGGUCUAAGAAGGGAAGCAGAUACCUUGAUUGACAGUCAUCUGGCCGCUCAUGCCUUGGAGCAUCCUGAUCUGGAGGAGCCCAUGCCUGUGGAGUUGCCUCAUGAGCCAUGUCAGGCCGAGAGAGAGGUGGGAGCAGAGGUCCUAGAGGAGGCCGACCGCCGCACAGAGGAGAGAGUACCCGCAGAGGAAACAGUUGAGGAGAAGAGGGCCAGAGUGGAGAGACGUUGGGAGGAGAUUGGGCAGGAAAGACAGAGAUUGGAAGAAGCAGGAGUGCUCCCAGAUCCACCCCCGCCCUACAGGCCGUAUGGACUCAGGGAGAUGUGGGGGGAGUUCUUGGAGCAAUACGGCAAGAGUUUAACGGCUCCAGACAGGGCAGAAAUCGAGACCUCAAGGAAGGCAAAUGAGUACGUGGACCGGAGGAUCCGCUCCCUAUCCAAGACCUCCUUCAACAGAUAUAUGAUGUUGGAGGCAAAUCUGAGAGGUAAGGAGUUGAGAGAGACAGGUAUUGAGGCACGAUUGGAGGCCGUCGAGGCAGAGGUCCACGAGCUCAGAACUUUGGUGGCUAGUCAGACCGCCAUUAUUAAGGAUUUGAGGCAGCAGCGUCGAAGCGGCGUGGAUGGGGCAGAAAGCAGUAGGCAGGGAGAGCAGAGGCAGCCAGGACAGGACCUUUCAGAGAAGCCACCCGCGGCUGAUCCUUGGCAGGAGGCACCCAUGGGGAGAGUCAUUUUGGAACCUGAGGCGGCAAAGGCCAAGAGGGAAACAGAGAGGGAAGCCUUCGAAUUCAGAGCCCCUACGGAACUUGCUAUACUGCCCACAGUAAUGACAGGUCCCACCACGUCACCCUCAGUUGAGGAGGGACUACCGGCAGCCAGUGGCGAGCCAGUCCAAGGCUCAACAAAGGGGGCUAUGGAUGUGUUGCUUGAGGUGGUACACACUACGCAGGAGGGCAAGCCGGCACGAGAGUCUAGUAGUUGCGUGCCUAGCUAGAAGAAGGACCGAGGAUAGGGCCGUUUUCAUAGGUCGGGGGCUAUGCAGCACCACUUUAUAUGGGAUUCCGCGGAGGCCAAUACCAGGCUU